AUGUCACUCGGCCUGGCCCCCAGCGAAGGCGGCUUGUCCGAGCUGUGGCGAUGGGCAGAGCCCACCGGUUUCGCGGCCCUGGCUCUAGGCGGUGCCAGCAAUGCAGCCGCGGCGGUGCAAAGCGGGGUUCUGCUUGGAGCUCGAGUCUCCCACGUCAUAUCUGUCGGGUCAUAUCGGAACUUCAAAGCCCUGACUACUAUGCAGAUGGAGAACGGCCACGCAGAUAUUCAGCUUCAAUACUUUCAAAUGUCCGAUUGGCUUCGGCCAGACGAGAAGCUGGACCUGAGACAUGACUUGGCCGAGCCUCUUCAGGCUUUGCAGGCCGCUGUGCAACCUGCAGAAGCAGUCGGUGACCGGGUGGUGCUCGUGCACUGUGACCAGGGCCACAACCGCUCGCCGACUCUCGCCCUGGCUUUCUUUGUUUGCAACGGCCACACACUCCGUCAGGCCUACUGCCGGCUCCUCCGAGCUCGAAUGGACGUCGAUCCAUUGCCGCCCUACAGGCGAGGUCUUGAGCAACUUGAAGUCGAGCUGCGCGGCGAGCGCGGUAAUAGCGUUUCGGAGCACGACAUCUUUGCCUUGCACGUGACGCAAUUGAUGAGCCUUCCCAAUCUUCACGAGCUCGCAGAAACUUGUCCACCGCCACCGCCCCCUCCGGGGCCAGUGGAGACAAUGCGGUCAGACGAUGAGAGGGAGGAAGUGGACGAGAUGUCCGAGGCCUCCCACGCCUUCGAAGUGGCCCUUGCCGUCCGCCGCAGCGCCAUUGCCACGCUUUUGGCAGAGCAACCCGCGGAAGAAAUGGAGUGCACUCAUGGGCAGUGGCAAACUUAA
This is a messenger RNA of Symbiodinium sp. CCMP2592, 831 nucleotides long. The record is from the annotation of a GenBank genome assembly. Lineage: Eukaryota; Dinophyceae; Suessiales; Symbiodiniaceae.